CCGCAGCCCGGGCAAACUAUAUCGCUGAUCGGCUUGUAGUAUAUCUGGCCAUUUCUCGUUUUGGCUCAAAUAAAUAUCCUAAGCCACCUCUACAUCAAAUCUCCUGUAUUCAGAUCAUUCAGAUCAAACACUACGUGAAUAAUAUACCCAACAUGCCGACGCCUUUGGAUCGUGCUUUGAACUCCAAGAACCUGUUCCUGGGGUUCACUGGAAUGGUGACAGCUGCGGCCGUCUGGGCCAUUUGGGGCAGCGACAUGUUCCCUGCAGAGCCAGACCCGACUGGAGACCCCGAAACCUGGUCUUAUGAUGAAAUGCGAAGGUGGCUCCGUGCCAGAGGCCUACUGCCUCACGAGAAUGCAACACGCGAAGAACUACUUGAGCGCAUCAAAGCAAAUCUGCGCGUGCCCCGCAGAACCCAGAACUGAAAUUCAAGGCAGGGGUGGGCGGCUGAACUCAAAAUAGUGUUGUUUCCAUUGGCAUGUCAUCAUAGCGUUCCAGGUCGGAUUGGAGGUGUUUUUGUUUAACCGCGAUGAAUUUCAAUUGAGCAAAUCUCGUCUAUUGUCUUCGUUGAUUUCGUGGCGCAUUAUGGAGUUGUUGUUGUCGUCACAACGCCAGGGAUAUGAGGUGUCGUCAUAUGGUCGCAAAUCGAUCCGUCC
Aspergillus homomorphus CBS 101889 is the source of this 656-nucleotide messenger RNA. Its product is annotated as Ish1 domain-containing protein. The coding region runs from base 153 to 425 and encodes 90 amino acids. Lineage: Eukaryota; Fungi; Ascomycota; Eurotiomycetes; Eurotiales; Aspergillaceae. The record is from RefSeq and is a predicted model, not a curated record. The transcript has 5 exons.